Molecule: messenger RNA, 1344 nt
Organism: Aureobasidium vineae
Lineage: Eukaryota; Fungi; Ascomycota; Dothideomycetes; Dothideales; Saccotheciaceae
Source: the annotation of a GenBank genome assembly
CUCCGACCUCUUUCCACAUUUUCUAUCGUCGAUAUGGGCGAAUCAACCAAAAUUGAUCUCCUUCGUGGCUGGCCAGCACAAGAUUUGCUUCCAGCAGCCCAGAUCCUGAGCGCCUCUUCAGCUGCUUUAUCUGAGCCGAACAUUUUUCAACCAGGUCUCAACUAUGGCGAUGAUAAGGGUCAUCUGCCCCUUCGGCGAAACCUGGCUGAAUACCUCAACAACUACUACGGCACACCCUCAAAGCCUUGCGUCGAUCGAAUCUGCAUCACUGGAGGUGCAAGUCAGAAUUUAGCUUGUAUCUUGCAGGUCUACACUGAUCCUGUAUAUACUCUUGGUGUCUGGGUCGUGGAACCGUCGUACUUUCUUGCAUUUCGUAUCUUCGAAGAUUCGGGCUUCCAUGGCGACAAGUUGCAAGGUGUACCAGCCGACAAUGAGGGGAUAAACGUCAGCCAUCUUACAGCCAAAAUGGAGCAGGCAGAAGCUUCUACUGAUGGACAAACGCCUUGGGUCCCAACCAAGCCAAAUCAACCACAUCGCAAAUUCUACAAACACGUCAUCUACUGUGUGCCAUCCUUCUCCAAUCCGACUGGAUGCACCAUGUCGCAAUCUCGACGGAAAGCACUGAUCCAACUAGCUCGCAAACACGAUGCCUUGAUCGUCUGCGACGAUGUGUACGAUCUCGUUCACUGGCCUACAGAAUGGCAUGCACAGCCAGAUACUAGCCCAAUCGAUAUCACUCGAGUUGUCGACCUGGACAGAAGUGAUCAAGGGCAAGAAUUGCAGGCAGAUGACUUUGGAAACUGUGUCAGCAAUGGAAGCUUCAGUAAAAUCAUUGGUCCAGGUUGUCGUGUUGGAUGGGCCGAGGCUACACCAAGAUUUAUUCAUGGUCUUUCUCAAGCCGGCUCGACUCGUUCUGGUGGCGCUCCAUCUCAAUUAAUGUCGUCCAUUAUCAACGAGAUUUUCGAGCAGGGGACUUUUGACGAACAAAUCCGGAAAUCAUUAAUCUCGGAAUACUCCACGCGAUUCCACUCGCUCGUCGCGGCUAUCAAGCAAGAUCUUUAUCCACUUGGAUUUCGCUUGGACGAAAAGUUGACCAACGGCAAGAUCAUGGGCGGCUUUUUCAUAUGGCUUCGUUUGCCUGACGGGGUCGACGUUGAUGUGUUGGCAGAAAAGGCAGAGCAGUUUGGCGUCUUGGUCAGUCGGGGACCUUUGGCUGCUGUUCCAAGGACUCAGACGAACUCGCUGCCUUUUGGAGACCAUAUGAGACUUUGUUUUACAUUUGAAUCUGCAGAAGACCAACAGAAAGGGAUUAUGAGACUAGCCGAAGCUUACAAAAGUUUGUAG